UUUAGCAUUUUUAAAUGUCAUUAUUGUGCAAAAUGAAAUAUGAUUCAGCAUUUUUAAAAUUUGAGGUCAAAUUUAUUAAAAUUAAAUUACUAAAAAAUGAAAAAAGAUGCGUUACGUUGGGGAAUUAUAUCAGCUGGUCGAAUAAGUAAUGAUUUUUGUAUAGGAUUGAGAAGUGAUCCAGAUAAAGGACAUCAGAUUAUAGCUGUAGCUGCAAGAGAUAAAAAGAGAGCUGAAGAAUUUGCUAAAAAACAUGAAAUACAAGAAUCUUAUGACAAUUAUGAAGCCAUAGCAAAUCAUCCUAAUAUAGAGGUGUAUUAUGUGGGCACAACUAAUAAUGCUCAUCACGAAGUUGUGAUGAUGCUGCUGAAUUUGGGUAAAAAUGUGUUGUGCGAGAAGCCACUAGGAAUGAACGUUAAAGAGACACAAGAUAUGAUUGCCGCAGCUCAAAAAAAUAAAGCCUUUUUCAUGGAAGGAAUGUGGGCCAGAUUUUUUCCUGUGCAAGUUAAACUAAGAGAAGAAUUAAAGAAAAAAACCUUGGGGGAUGUUAAAUUAGUAACAGUAACUUUUGGAAUGGCCGUUGAUAAGGAUAAAAUGCAAAGAGUUCUAAAGCCAGAAUUAGGUGGCGGAUGUAUGAUGGACAUGGGUGUGUAUACUAUCGCUAUUUCUCAGAUGGUUUUUGGCGAAAUGCCUAAAAGUGUAACUGCCGUUGGAUACCUAAAUGAAUAUGGUGUUGAUGUACUUGAUUCUGUCACUAUGCUAUACUCGGGAGAAAGAAUGGCAACUUUUCAAGUGACUUGCAUGAGUGAAGUUCCUAAUGAAGCCAUAAUUUGCGGAACUAAAGGAACAAUCAAAAUUCAUAAGCCGUUUUGGUGUAGCAAUUCGAUGGAAAUCUUGGAUAAGAAGCACGAAUUUCCUUUUCCCAAACCUGUAGCCAAAUCUUACUACGAUAACGGAGUGGGAUUUCUUUACGAAGCAAACGAGGUUAAGAACUGUAUUCGUAAAGGACUAAAAGAAUGUCCUAUCGUCACUCACCAGGAUACUUUGACAUUUGCCACUUUGAUCGAAAAAUGCCGCAAGAUGAUCGGAGUUAAAUAUAACCAAGACCAGCAAUGAACACAUAAAUAUUACAAUUAAAAUGUUAGAAAAAUAAAUUAGUUUAUUUAUUUUAUAAAAUGAUAUAUAUUUUAUUCGUAUUUUAUAAAUAUGUAGAUAAUCAUUACAAAAAUAAUUAUGACAUAGACAAUCUUAUUUUUUAAUUUAAUGAAUUAUAACA
Gordionus sp. m RMFG-2023 is the source of this 1273-nucleotide messenger RNA. RefSeq names its product trans-1,2-dihydrobenzene-1,2-diol dehydrogenase-like. The coding region runs from base 97 to 1113 and encodes 338 amino acids. The transcript is spliced from 8 exons. Gene Ontology annotation, molecular function: nucleotide binding. Lineage: Eukaryota; Metazoa; Nematomorpha; Gordioida; Chordodea; Parachordodidae. The record is from RefSeq and is a predicted model, not a curated record.